AUGAGCUUUAGAAUCCGGCAUAAGAAAUGCGAUGAAGGCCGCCCCUCGUGUGGGGAAUGUAUUCGUGCGCGCAAAGUAUGCCAGGGAUACAUCCACCCGCCCGACCGCCGCACUCGCGCCGGGCGCAUGGGUCAGCGGACUGUGGUGAUCUGGGGCCCGAAGGAGGCCACGUCUGAUGGCCGCUCGUCGGCCCGCUCGUCGAGACCGCUUACGCUGCUGGUCGAGGGCACCCAGGUGGACCUGUCGCCGACGGAGCGCUGGUAUUUCAACCUGUUCCGGCAGUCGACAUCGACGCAAUGCGCCGGCUACAGCGAAGACCCGUUCUGGCAGCGGCUGGUGCACCAGGUUGCGGCGGCGCAGCCGGCGGUGCGCCACGCGACGGUCGCCAUGAGCGCGCUGCACUGGCGUUUCGUGCAGGGCAAGGGCGUGCAGAACGAUACCUUCGCACUGCGCCAGUGCAACAAGGCCAUUUCCGAGCUGCGCAACCAGAUUCUAGCCCGUGACCAGUCCAGUCCCCUGCACACCGAGGCCGUGCUGGUGACCUGCAUUGUCUUGGUCGCGCUGGCACUGCUGCAGGGCGACGCCCACGCCGUUGACUGCCAUUUGCGCGCGGGCUAUGCGCUGCUGAACGAGUGGCUCAAGACGAGUCCCAAGAGCGCCGCCGUGCCUCUGCUCGUGCAGACCUUUGCCCAGCUCCACUUGCACUGGGCCAGCUUCACCAAUCUCAAAGGGUACAUGGGCGACAACUACGAGACGCUGCCGCGCAUGCUGACUGACAGUUUCACGCGCUUCGCCGGUCCCGUCGACGACCGCCGCAAGGGCAGCAUGUCGCUCGCGCUGCGCGGUUGGAUGCUGAUCCUGAAAAACUCCCACGUCCUCGCCUUCGACACUAUCAGCCAGCUCGACGACGAGACCCGCUUCCCCACCGUCGACAAUCUGCGGCGGUGGAAGAACGAACUUAGAGGGUUUACCAUGCUGCACGGUCCCAGCAUGUCCCAACGCGACUCGAGCGGGCUGCUCCUCCUCAAUUUCUGGGCCGAGUUUAUCCCCAUCAUGAUCACUGUCGCCAGCAAGGCGCUGCCGUUGCACCGCCAGCAGAUGGAGUAUGAUAAGUUUUUGCCGAAUUUCCGGCGUGUGCUGCAGUUGGGCGAGCUCUUUAUGAAAUCUUUCACGAGCUCCCCUGCGCCGGUCUUCUCCAUCAAGACUGGUAUUAUCUCGACCUUCUUUAUGUGCGGGAUCAAGUGUCGUGACCCAGCCGUGCGCCAGAAUGUUCUGCGCGUCCUGCGCACGUAUGAGCGCCGCGAGGGUAUCUGGAAAUCCUCGCAGGCGGCCCGUAUCCUGCAGCGUGUGUUUGAGAUCGAGUCUCAGGGCGUGCGGCCUGGGGAUGUCAUUCCUGCGUCUGCGCGUAUCAAUAUGAUGAAACUCGAUUUGCUUCCUGACGAGUCUAAGAUUCAUCUCCAGUACCAUCGUUUUCGCGACUCGGAAUUGCCCAAGGAUGCGAGCGAUGGCACCUGGGACGAGGAGUGGUUGUCAUUCUGA
Penicillium alfredii is the source of this 1539-nucleotide messenger RNA. Its product is annotated as Zn(II)2Cys6 transcription factor. Gene Ontology annotation, molecular function: DNA-binding transcription factor activity, RNA polymerase II-specific; zinc ion binding. Lineage: Eukaryota; Fungi; Ascomycota; Eurotiomycetes; Eurotiales; Aspergillaceae. Bases 1 to 1539 code for a protein of 512 amino acids. Gene Ontology annotation, biological process: regulation of DNA-templated transcription. The record is from RefSeq and is a predicted model, not a curated record. The transcript has a single exon.